GUCCAUAUUUAGCCGCGUGUACCACUAGCAGACAAAAGUUCACCUUCUUAACUUACACACUCAAUCGUUAUGUCGGCAGAUUUUUUCUUUUCCGUAUUAUUCGCUUUGUUUGUUGUAUCAAUUUCUGCAAAGCCGAGCCUGGAUGAUGUUGUACACCGUUUAAUUGAAGUAGAGACCAAACUGAAGGAGAGCGAAAAUGAAAUCACUUUUCUUCGACAAACAACAAUACUCCAGAAGAAGAUAAUAGAAAACCAAGAAAUUAGAAUACAGUCCUUGGAAACAGAAGCUGCAAGUCAGAGAGACAUUAUCAACGCAGAUCGAGAAAAGGCUGCUGUUACAAACCGUGAAAUUAAAGGUCUUCGUAAUAAGCUUCGGACUUUGCUGAACAAAGUGAUCCCGUUCGAAACGAGUCUAAAGCAGGAAAAGACAAGUUUGAAAAAUAAAAUACGGUCAUCUGAUCAAAACAAUGUACAGUUACCGAGACAAGCUAUAGGAGGAGGAAUUGCAUUCACGGCAUAUCUGGAUCAUGAUGCAGAUUAUGGAGCAGACCAAACUCUCAAGUAUAACAAAAUAAUCACCAAUGACGGAAAUGGCUACAAUUACACACAUUCCCGAGGUGUGUGUUCAUCUCAUUGGUCGCCCCAGAGGGGCAUGUGUAACAUGUUACUUCGUAAGUCUGAUCAUUGGUGA
Molecule: messenger RNA, 690 nt
Organism: Mercenaria mercenaria
Lineage: Eukaryota; Metazoa; Mollusca; Bivalvia; Venerida; Veneridae
Exons: 4
Coding region: 70-690 (206 amino acids)
Molecular function (GO): protein binding
Source: RefSeq, a predicted model, not a curated record